Megalops cyprinoides (Indo-Pacific tarpon) is the source of this 3141-nucleotide messenger RNA. RefSeq names its product coenzyme Q6 monooxygenase (gene coq6). Gene Ontology annotation, biological process: ubiquinone biosynthetic process. Bases 325 to 1800 code for a protein of 491 amino acids. The record is from RefSeq and is a predicted model, not a curated record. Gene Ontology annotation, cellular component: mitochondrion. The transcript has 12 exons. Gene Ontology annotation, molecular function: oxidoreductase activity, acting on paired donors, with incorporation or reduction of molecular oxygen, NAD(P)H as one donor, and incorporation of one atom of oxygen; FAD binding; 2-octaprenyl-6-methoxyphenol hydroxylase activity. NCBI's taxonomy places the organism in Eukaryota, Metazoa, Chordata, Actinopteri, Elopiformes, Megalopidae.
AUCAUGAAAAGCGUUUCUGUAAGACUAUCUGAUCGCAAUACAUUAUUUUAUCAGGCGCGGACAGAUAGCUAGAUUAAUCAACCAAACGUCAAAUUACCAAACCUCACAGACGCUCUCUUUUAUUGGAUAGUUGUGACACCGGAAGUAAUUUUCUGUGCUAUUUGAUUACGUUAUCAGAACAAUAUGGCCGGACGAUCUAUAAUGCGCCACUGACAGGAGUAACACUGGGACAAGGGUGACACUUUUCACGCUUUUGGAAACAUUUCCAACAGCGCUGUUGGAGUUGUUUUGAAAAGUUAAACAAAAAUCCCAGCUCAGAACCGAAUGCUCCCUAGGAUGCAUUUUCUCACGAGAGCUAAUUUGGCAUUAUUUGGAGUUGGGCGACGUUGCAUUGCUCUAACCUGUACAAAUGGGGCGAGAACCUUAAGCAGGGGAUUCAGUGACUCUGGGGCUGCUAAGCACGGAGAGGAAUCAAACAAAAAGGAAAAUGAACUGUAUGAUAUCAUAAUUUCUGGCGGAGGAAUGGUUGGCACUGCAAUGGCUUGUUCAGUAGGAAUGGAUCCGAAUUUGGAGGGGAAAAAGAUUCUUCUCCUUGAAGCAGGCAACAAGAAAACGAUGGAGAAGGUUCCCGAGGCCUAUGGCACCAGAGUCAGUUCCAUCAACCCAGGCUCUGCAACUCUUCUCAGUGGUAUCGGAGCAUGGGAUCACAUUGUUAACAUGAGGUGCAAGCCCUAUCAGAGGAUGCAGGUGUGGGAUGCCUGCUCAGACGCUCUGAUUACGUUCGAUAAGGAGAACCUGGAGGAUGAGAUGGCUUACAUUGUGGAGAACGACGUCAUCGUGGCCGCCCUGACGAAGCAGCUCGAAUCUCUCACCGAUCACGUGGAGGUCAAGUACAGGACGAAGGUGGUGAAGUAUACCUGGCCCAAGUCCUAUCAGGUGGCGGACUCCAUCCCCUGGGUGCAGGUGAAGCUGGCGGACGGGCAGACGCUGCAGACCAGGCUGCUGAUCGGGGCCGAUGGGCCAAACUCGAUGGUGAGACAGGAGGCGGGAAUACCCACAGUGAAGUGGAACUACGACCAGUCUGCCGUGGUGGCAGUGCUGCACCUCUCUGAACCCACAGAAAACAAUGUGGCAUGGCAGAGAUUCCUUCCAACUGGCCCCAUUGCGAUGCUUCCGCUGUCCGACACGGCCAGCUCCCUGGUGUGGUCCACCAGCCACCAGCACGCGGAGGAGCUGCUGCAGUUGGACGAGGAGAGCUUCGUGGACGCCAUCAACUCCGCCUUCUGGAGCAGUGACAAUCACUCAGAGCUGAUAGAGACAGCCGGGUCACUGUUCCGUACGGCGUUGUCCUUCCUGAUGCCCUCCGGGACGUCCACACGCCAGCUGCCCCCCAGCGUGGCGGGGAUCGGGCCGAAGAGCCGAGUCAUGUUCCCCCUCGGCAUGGGCCACGCCUCGGAGUACAUCAGGCACAGGGUAGCCCUGAUUGGGGAUGCCGCCCACCGAGUGCACCCAUUGGCUGGCCAGGGAGCGAAUCUGGGAUUUGGGGAUGUGGUCUGCCUCACUCAGGUCCUGAGCCAAGCAGCCUUUAACGGGCAAGACCUUGGAGCCAUGCAGCACCUCCUUGAGUACGAGACGCAGCGCCAGAGGCACAACCUUCCCAUGAUGGCCGCCAUCGACCUUAUGAAGCGCCUGUACUCCACCAACGCGGCCCCAGUGGUGCUGCUGAGGACUCUCGGCCUGCAGGCGACCAAUGCCGUGCCUCCUGUCAAAGAGCAGAUCAUGGCGUUUGCAAGCAAGUGAGAGUCUGGCUGUGGAGUGACGCAUGUGGGAGAACUGGGAGGAGCCGCUACCAUAUUGGUGUGAUGUAAAAGUGUAAAUGAAUAAAGUUAUAUUUUAAUCUCUGUUUGCUCCAUUUCAGACAUUGUCUGGUUUCCUUGUGGUGUCCAUGCGCUCACUGUCUAGGAACACCUUCUUUAGACUUUGCAACGAACAUAUGAUUCCUAAGUUAUAACCCUCGUUUUGAAAAGUUUUUUUUUUUCCUGAAAAGCCCAUUUGUACAAAGGUACUCAUCCCAUACUAUGGGAUGCUGUAAGGAGAAAGUGCAAAUUGUCAUCCAUUCUUUUUUAGCUUCUGCUCCAUUGAUCCAUCUGGCUGUCUUUCCUUUUAAUCUAAUUUGAUCCCAAUUGUAACUGCAUUCAGUGGGGUAUGUUGUAAUAAUAUGAUUAUUUAAAUAAUUAAAUAUUGUUAAAUGAUUGGUUUAAAGCCAAAUAAUUGGCUUUAGCUUUGGGCAUCUGUGUUACGCAAGCCUUUUCUCCCACCAGGAUGCACAACUUCUGUGUUGCACUUAAAGGUUCUACCUUCUAUGUGUAGCAUUUUUAUAAAAUGUAAAUUCAUUACAGAAAGCAGGAAUGCAGCACAGCCAUGCAGAGAUGCAGUGGGUGUGAGGACUUAUAAUGCCUGAAGUUCAGAGGCUUGUAUGCUUCUAUUUAUUUAUUUAUUUUUAAUUUCCACCUUUUUGACAUUUGUUCAUGGAUCGGCCAAGACGUUGAAUGUGUUUCAUGUGACGAGUUGUAUUUUUCUAAACUAAACAAGUUGAAUGUGUAAACUUUCAGAAACCUCCUGCCUCUAAAAUACACAUUUUGUGAAACUGCAGUUAUCAAACUGCUGAUUGGAAGUUUCCCCAUGCAUGGAGCAUAUUGCCCCACCCAGCCAGUUCUACAUGAAAUACGGUAGUUCUCAUGUGCACUUCUUAAGUGUAAUAAAACACUUAAAAACAGCGCAUGAGCAUGUACAACAUCAAAACAGCCAAGGUUCACUCAUACUUGAGUAACUUUUUUCCCUUGUUGGUGUAGUUGUUAAUGUUGGGCUGAAACUGUUUGGCCAGACAUUUUAUUUUAUAUAUGAUACAAAGUAUGAGUGUUCGCCAAAUGUGAUCACACAUAAGCUUAAGCCAAAAUGUAUCCUGUGGGACUGAUUUCCCAUCUGGUACAGUUUUUUGCUUUGUUGUGAAUUUGCUGAACUUCUUACUGCCCAGUUAGAGGUAAGGUGAGGAGAGACCUGAGAAUUUAUCAGACUGUUAAAAUGGUGAAAGUUGUUGUGACAGUUUUUUUCCUUGAGCAAAUAAAAAACACAAAUGUUUGU